Capra hircus (goat) is the source of this 2889-nucleotide messenger RNA. It is a transcript of the gene TMPRSS3, whose product is annotated as transmembrane protease, serine 3. Gene Ontology annotation, molecular function: serine-type endopeptidase activity; protein binding. Lineage: Eukaryota; Metazoa; Chordata; Mammalia; Artiodactyla; Bovidae. Bases 96 to 1457 code for a protein of 453 amino acids. The record is from RefSeq and is a predicted model, not a curated record. Gene Ontology annotation, cellular component: membrane. The transcript is spliced from 13 exons. Gene Ontology annotation, biological process: proteolysis.
UCCCUUCCCUGGUGCUGUCUGCAUUUUAGGGACACGGACAUAAUGAGGUGGAGGUGGAGGUGGAGCCCAGCCAUCGAGGUCCUGAAAUAGUCACAAUGGGGGAGAACGACCCGCCUGCCGCUGAAGCCCCCUUCUCCUUCAGAUCACUUUUCGGCCUUGACGAUUUGAAAAUAAGUCCUGUUGCACCAGAUGCCGACGCAGUGGCUGCCCAGAUCCUGUCUCUGCUGCCAUUGAAGUUCUUUCCCAUCAUUGUCAUUGGGAUAAUUGCGUUGAUAUUAGCACUGGCCAUCGGUCUAGGCAUCCACUUUGACUGCUCCGGGAAGUACAAGUGCCGGUCGUCUUUUAAGUGUAUUGAGCUGACGGCUCGAUGCGACGGGGUGUCAGACUGCAGAGACGGGGAGGAUGAGUACCGCUGUGUCCGUGUGAGCGGCCAGAACGCCGUGCUCCAGGUGUUCACGGCUGCCACCUGGAGGACCAUGUGCGCCGAGGACUGGAAGAGUCACCAUGCGACUGUUGCCUGCUCCCAGCUGGGGUUUCCAAGCUACGUGAGUUCAGACACCCUCAGAGUGGACUCGCUCGAAGAGCAGUUUCGAGAGGACUUCGUGUCCAUCAAUCACCUCUUGCCAGAUGACAAAGUGACCGCUUUACACCACUCGGUGUACGUGAGGGAGGGAUGUACCUCGGGCCACGUGGUUACCUUGAAGUGCUCAGCCUGUGGUCUGAGGACCGGCUCCAGCCCCCGAAUCGUGGGUGGAAACUCAUCCUCGCUGGCGCAGUGGCCCUGGCAGGCCAGCCUGCAGUUCCAGGGCUACCACUUGUGCGGAGGGUCCAUCAUCACCCCCCUGUGGGUUGUCACUGCUGCCCACUGUGUUUAUGAUCUUUACCUCCCCAAGUCCUGGACCAUCCAGGUGGGCCUUGUUUCCCUGCUAGACAGUCCCGCCCCCUCGCAUCUUGUGGAAAAAAUCAUCUACCACAGCAAGUACAAGCCGAAGAGAUUGGGCAAUGACAUCGCCCUCAUGAAGCUGGCUGGGCCUGUCACUUUCAAUGAGAUGACACAACCAGUCUGUUUGCCCAACUCUGAAGAGAACUUUCCUGAUGGGAAACUGUGCUGGACAUCAGGCUGGGGGGCCACAGAGGAUGGAGGUGAUGCCUCCCCGGUCCUCAACCACGCGGCCGUGCCUCUCAUCUCCAACAAGGUCUGCAACCACAGGGAUGUGUACGGUGGCAUCAUCUCCCCGUCCAUGCUCUGCGCUGGCUACCUGAAAGGCGGUGUGGACAGCUGCCAGGGAGACAGCGGGGGUCCCCUGGUGUGUCAGGAGCGGAGGGUGUGGAAGCUGGUGGGAGCCACCAGCUUUGGCAUCGGCUGUGCCGAGGUGAACAAGCCUGGAGUCUACACACGCAUCACUUCCUUCCUGGACUGGAUUCACGAGCAGAUGGAGAGGGACCUGAAAACUUGACAAGUUAGAGGCAAGUUACCACCAUGAGUUCCUGCCAAGAUGGAGACAUUCCCGUCUUUCCAUGGAUUCUAACAGCAGAGCCGAAUGAAGGAGCAUCUUUUCAUCCCUCCACAUCGAGAACAAUUUUCUUCUAUCAUCUCUGACAAGCCAGAGGGGCAUCAGAACAAAACGAUCUUGAACCUCCUUUCUCAUCUUCCCAAGAACAGAAGCAGGAACACCUCCAAAGUGCUACCUUUUUUCACUUUUCUAUCUGGUUUCCUCCCUUGCAAAGCCCCUCAGCAAAGAUACGCAGCCAGGACCUACAGGAGUGCUGUCAGCGUAGACACAGCUGUCCACAUGUUUUAUGCAGGUACCAGAACCAAACCGAUUUUUUGUACCAGGAUCUCCUCUGACACGUGGGGACUUGUAGGUGAUUAUAGUUUUGUAGUCUUUGGUCCUCGAUGUAUCAUUGUCUCUUGCUUCCGAAGGACAUAGACUUUCACAGCAAGUUCAUCACUCGGAGUUUAUUCAAUGAAUCUUGAUUGCUCAUAUAAGCUUAAUUCAAGAGGCUCAAUUCCUUUGAUCUGUUGGAAUGGAUUUACUGGGAGAUCAGAAUCAUCCCCUAUUACAUCAGAGUAGUCAGAAGCAGAGUUAGAAAAGAAAGGAAUAAGUCAGGACCACCUAAUUCCCAUACAUUGUUACCGAAGGCCAACUAGACAGUCUCAUGUCAUUAAGACACUAGGGUUUCUCUACCUCUCCAUAUGGGCCAGUUCAAUCUCCUGCAUGGCUGCAGUUUAGAGGCCCCGCCUGGUACCCAGCCAUCCUCUGAAGUCCCCAUAACACACGCAUAACAGAGGAAGAUUCCUUGGUAAGUAAUCGUUGUCCAGUGGUGCUUUACCACAAGUGACUUUGUUAGAAUAGGAAUCUGAUGCUUUGCCCUGAGGCAACAGUGGGAAAGACGGGUGAGUUCCAAGGAGAUCAGAGAUGGGUCCAGGUGCCUGGGGAAGGGCCAGCUCCAGGGAGCCUCCUGGGCCAUGUCUUAGAGGAGGGUGGAGGAAGAUAUGAGGGGGAGCUCAGGCAAACUGCUAGGAUGCACUUCACUGCAUCAGAGUUCCUGCACAGAUCUCUCUGCAUGUCAGAAAGUGAUAAGACCGUUUUUAUUUUGAGUGUUUCUGCCCAGCUCUCUUUGAAAGCAAUGGUAGCUCACAAAAGCAUCUUGAGAAAGAGCAACAAAGCUGGAGGUAUCACUCUCCUGAUAUGAAAUACAAAGUUUCAGUCCUCAAAACAGUAUGGUACUGGCAUGAAAAUGUACAUAUCAAUGGAAAAGAAUAGAGAGCCCUGAAGUAAACCCACAUUUAUAUGGGCAAUUAAUCUACGAAAGGGAGGCAAGAAUAUACAGUGGGGGAAUGAACAAUCUCUUCAGCUAAUGCAAAAGAAUGAAAGUGACCUACUU